This is a messenger RNA of Capsella rubella, 1860 nucleotides long. Its product is annotated as AAA-ATPase At1g43910. Bases 282 to 1661 code for a protein of 459 amino acids. The transcript is spliced from 3 exons. NCBI's taxonomy places the organism in Eukaryota, Viridiplantae, Streptophyta, Magnoliopsida, Brassicales, Brassicaceae. Gene Ontology annotation, molecular function: ATP binding; ATP hydrolysis activity. The record is from RefSeq and is a predicted model, not a curated record.
UAAAUACAUUUCAGUAAUAGCCUUACUACUGUUUCUCUAUUAAGUAGUAACCUAUCAACAUUCAUUGAACAUAACACAUCUUUCCGUAAGCUUAACCAAGAAAACAUCUCUUUCCGUAAGAGGAAACCACGAACUUACUCUCUAACCUUCCCAUUUCUAAAAUAGUACUCGAAAAGUUUCUCCUCAAAUUUGUCUCAUUCUCUCUUAAACACACAACACCCACUCACUUUUGCUUAAUCCACACACACACACACACACACCAUCUUCUUCAGUUCACAUCAAUGGUGUCUAGUUUCUUCACCAAAAUCCCUUCACUCUCUGCAAUUUUCUCGAUCUACACAUCUCUCUCUGCCUUCACGAUCGUCUUCAGAACCAUUCUCCAUGAGAUCCUUCCAGCCAAGAUCCGUCACUUCAUCGUCUCCAAAUUCACAGACUACUUCUCUUCCUAUUUCAACCCUAAUUUCACCUUCAUCAUCGAAGAACAGAGCGAUUACGUCACAAACCAAACUUUCCGUGCGGCUCAAGUUUACUUGCCGACUCUUCUCACAAGAAUCUCCACCGGAAGUCUCCUCGUCAGCUCCAGCAACCUCAAGGAUCCCAUGGCUAAACCCAAAUUUGGAAUACCCGUAAAAGCCAAAAUCACAGAUGAUUUCGAAGGGAUUCCUCUUGAAUGGACUCUUCUCUCUGAUAGAGACAACAAUCCUCACCAAAAAUACCAAAAAAGGUACUUUCAUUUGACGUGUAAGAAGGAGUUUAGAGAGAAGAUUAUGUCGGAUUACUUCACAUAUAUUGCCAAGUCAUCGGUGAAGUUAUUGACACACAGAGAAAAUCUCAAUAUCAACACUUACAAUUCAAAAUGUGAAAGAUGGGAAUCAGCAAUUUUUCAACAUCACACGACGUUUGAAACCCUAGCAAUGGAACCUGAGCUCAAGAAUACAUUGAUCCGUGACCUAGACGCUUUCUCCAGUGGAAAAGACUUCUACAAAUCCGUCGGACGAGCUUGGAAACGUGGUUAUCUUCUUUACGGUCCACCUGGAACCGGGAAAUCAUCGCUUGUUGCUGCAAUUGCUAACCACAUGAACUUUAAUAUCUAUGAUCUUCAGAUUCAGAGUGUUAAACAUGAUGAAAUGCUUAGACAGAUUCUCACUAUGACUGAGAACCGUUCCAUUCUUCUCAUGGAAGAUCUUGAUUGUAGUGGAGCAGAUGCUAGAGACGAGGAUAAAGAAGAUGAUGAGAAUCAGGAUAUGAAAAAGAAGAAGGAUCCUAAGGUAACUUUGUCUGGUCUACUUAACUUUGUUGAUGGAUUGUGGUCAAGCUGUGUAGAGGAACGAAUCAUAAUAUUCACAACAAAUCACAAGGAGAAACUCGAUCCAGCAUUGUUGAGACCAGGAAGGAUGGAUGUUCAUAUACUCAUGGACUAUUGUACGCCUGUUGUUUUCAAGAAACUCGCUGCACUGUAUCUUGAAACCGAAGAUCACAAUUUGUUUGAGCCUCUUGAGAAGAUGUUCCUUGAAGUGAAAGCAACUCCAGCUGAAAUCACAGAGCAGCUUAUGGCCAGCAAGAAUCCGGAUGUUGCGCUUAAGGGUCUUAUUGAGUUUCUUGAAAGAAAAAAGAUGACUAAGGAGAGUGUUGAUUUUGAUAUUAAAGAAGCAGAAGCAUGAAGCUUAAGUAUCCAUGGAAGUAGUAGUUUAACACUAAAUAACUAGGUACAAGCUUGCUACAGGUCAAGAAUUGUCAUAUUUAUGCUUUAUGUAUGCUAAAGUUUCUUCCACUCUUUCAAAUUAUGCAAAAGACUAUGACUUAGUCAUAACUUGUAACCGUUUAUUUUUAUUUGAAAACAUUAAUAGAAACAAAAGAAAA